This is a messenger RNA of Coffea arabica (coffee), 1008 nucleotides long. Lineage: Eukaryota; Viridiplantae; Streptophyta; Magnoliopsida; Gentianales; Rubiaceae. The record is from RefSeq and is a predicted model, not a curated record.
AUGGGUGAAGGCCAAAGCAAAGCUCUACAAGAAGAUGCAGUACUCAGUAGUCCUCCCCAUCUUGUUUCUAGUUUCAAAACUGAGCAAUGUUUCGUCUUUAAUUCUCUCUGGUUCCGCCUGUAUGGCAGAACUUUUCUGAGUGAAUCUACUGAAAUGCAAGGAAAUGGGCAACAGACACCUUUCAACGUAGUUGUUGCACAAAACGGCUCAGGCAAUUUCACUACUAUUGGAGGGGCAAUCGCUGCUGCACCAAAUUACAGCAAUGAAAAGUACUACAUUCAGUUAAAGGGAGGAUUCUAUUUCGAGAGCAUAGUUGUUGGAAUAGAGAAGACGAACAUCGUCCUCAUUGGGGACGGCAUGCGGAGAACUAUAAUCUCAGGCAACAAAAGCGCUGGCGGGAUAUUCGGGAAUGGAUUCAUGGCACAAGGUAUAACUUUUGAAAACUCGGCUGGACCACAUAUGAAUCAAUCAGUUGCAUUAUUGGCAAAAGCUGAUAACUUGACCUUCUACAAAUGCCGGUUUAGCGGAUACCAAGACACCUUAUACACUGCAGAAGGAAAGCAAUUUUUCAGAGACUUAUCUCAUCAUCACUGCACAACAAAGACUGACUGGCGAAGAGAACACUGGAACAAUCCUCCAGAAUUGCACGAUAAAAGCGACAAGAAAUUUGCUGAAAGAAGAAUUAAAAUUCAAAUGCUACUUAGGCAGGCCCUGGGGCGUUAUUCAAGAGUUGUAGUACUGCAGAGUUUCAUAGAUUCUGUCAUCACUCCAACAGGUUGGGUUCCAUGGCCAGGGGAACCAACCAAUGACGUAUUUUACGCUGAGUAUGACAACAGGGGACCAGGGGCAAACAGGGCGCUAAGAAUACCGUGGUCUACGGUUAUUACCAAUGUUGCACAGGCAUCUCAAUUUACACUAAGAAGUUUCCUGCAAGGAGGUGAUUGGAUACCUUCAAGUGUACCCCGUUAUUUAGAUUUAAUCCAAGAUUCUACCAGUGUACUUCGUUGA